Molecule: messenger RNA, 1493 nt
Organism: Setaria italica (foxtail millet)
Lineage: Eukaryota; Viridiplantae; Streptophyta; Magnoliopsida; Poales; Poaceae
Product: O-methyltransferase MdmC
Exons: 9
Coding region: 40-933 (297 amino acids)
Molecular function (GO): S-adenosylmethionine-dependent methyltransferase activity; O-methyltransferase activity
Source: RefSeq, a predicted model, not a curated record
CGGCAGAGCGCGCGGUCACUGACGUGUGGGCCACCAGCCAUGUCGCCCCGCCUCGCCGCCGCUCUUCCUCUCCCUCCUCCGCUGGCGCCGGCGGCCGCGGCCACGCGGCGGCUCGGCGUCCUCCGACCCCUGAGCGAACCCUCCGCCGCCACUCCCGCCGCCGCCUCCUGCUCUCCGCGCCGCCGCGGCGCUGUGGCAUGCCUCGUGCGCCUCCUGUGCUCGCACCACUCCGCAGCGGCGGCGGUGGAGGAGGCGCGGCGCGGGCGGAAGCAGCUUGGGAUGACGCCGCCGCUAUACGACUACCUCCUCGCCAACGUCCGCGAGCACCCCUUUCAGGUUCUCCGGGAGCUCCGCGAGGAGACGGCUGCCAUGAGGGGAAGUCAGAUGCAGGUUUCUCCUGCACAGGCUCAGCUGUUAGCAAUGCUGGUUCAGAUUCUUGGGGCACAGCGCUGCAUUGAAGUCGGCGUCUUUACUGGUUAUUCAUCAUUAGCUGUAGCACUAGCACUCCCUGAAUCUGGUCGCUUGAUUGCUUGUGAAAGGGAUGAGAGAUGUCUAGAAGUUGCAAAAAAAUACUAUCAACGUGCUGGUGUCGCACACAAGAUUGAUGUGAAACAUGCUUUGGCUGCGGAUUCUCUAAGAUCAUUGCUUGAUUGUGGUGAAGCUUCCAGUUAUGACUUUGCAUUUGUUGAUGCUGAUAAGCGAAUGUACGAGGAGUAUUUUGAGCUUCUACUAAAGCUAGUAAGAGUUGGUGGUUUAAUUGUAAUGGACAAUGUCCUUUGGUAUGGACGGGUUGCUGAUCCUCUGGUUGAUGACCGAAAGACAAUCAGUAUAAGAAACUUCAAUAAGAAAGUUUUGGAGGAUAAGCGUGUCGAUAUCAGCAUGGUGCCUAUUGGGGAUGGGAUGACAAUUUGCCGGAAGCUAGUAGAUACCUGACUUCACAUUGUAUUAUUAUGUAGAUGUUGUAAACUUCUUACCAUGGUCAAGCCCUAAAAAGUCAAGUCAAAGGAUUAUCGGUGAUGAACCUCCUAGCACUGAUCGUAUCCACAAAUGCAGCAUGUAGCCUUCCACCAAAAGUACUAAACACCACGGAGGAAGCAGAUGGGGCAUUAUCUGUCUGUUUCUGCACUGAAAAACAGCAACAUUGGCAUGGCUAUUUUCCUGAAUGGACUCAAGCACGAAUUGCUAUGACGCUUCGUCAAUGUACCACAGUUUUGAUAUUGUGCUUUCUUCUGGAGGACAAGCCAAUGAGACACAUAUCUUUUUCGAGCAGAUGAAGUGUAGUUUUACAUGUAGGUACAGAUCCACAGAAUUUUUACCAGUGGUGUCCCAAAAGAUUGCUUAGGAGGAAUUACUGUAUGAAUGGAUCGACAGCAUUUGAAAUAACAUGUUUAGGCAGGUGGCAGUAAAUUCUCUUUAAAUUGUUGACAAUGUCACUGGAUGGCUUGUAUCUAUUGCUCAGACGAGCUCUUCCAAAUGUUUGGUUAGUGUGGUUU